CACCCACCUUUGCCUUACAGUUUCAUCUGAUGCACGGCCUCAUAGUGUUGAUACUGGUCGAGUCCCGGUCAGCAGUGCUCCUCCCCAGGCCUGGCAGGCUCACUUGGCUGCUCCUGACCAUCACCUUCACCUGCACAGCCAUGGGGUGCAUCCAGAGCAUCGCCUGUAACAAGUCGCGCAUCAAACGCGAGAACAUCGUGGUGUACGACCUGUCCGCCACCAUAGACCACUGCCCGACUGUCAUUGAGGAGAACUCGCCCAUAGUGCUUCGGUACAAGACGCCCUACUUCAAAGCCUCGGCGCGGAUUGUGAUGCCCCCCAUUCCGCGUAAUGAGACCUGGGUGGUAGGCUGGAUCCAGGCGUGCACCCAGAUGGAAUUUUACAACACCUACGGAGACGUCGGCAUGUCGAGCUGGGAGCUGCCUCAGCUACGAGAAGGCCUGGUGAGAGCCAUCAGCGACUCAGACGGUGUGAGCUACCCCUGGUAUGGAAACACAACAGAGACUGUCACCAUAGUGGGUCCCACCUCCAAGCCAUCCCGCUUCAUCGUUAGCAUGAAUGACAAUUUUUACCCCAGCGUCACCUGGGCUGUGCCGGUCAGUGAAUCCAACACGCCCUUACUGACUAACAUCAAAAGGGACCAGAGCUUCACCACCUGGCUGGUGGCGCUCAACACCACGUCCAGGGAAAAGAUCCUGCUCCACACCAUCAAGUGGAGGAUGAGGGUCGAUAUCGCGGUGGAUCCGUCGCUGCCUCUGGGCUCCAGGGCCAGGCUGGUGGGCCGGGUGCACCAGGACCAGCCGCGGGUGCUGACUCGCAUGGAGCCCAUCCCUCCUAAUGCCAUGGGGAGGCCCAACGCCAAUGACGCCCAGGUUCUGAUGUGGAGGCCGAGGAGAGGGCCUCCACUUGUUGUUAUACCACCCAAGUAGAACACUGGAAGCAUCUGA
This is a messenger RNA of Plectropomus leopardus (leopard coralgrouper), 947 nucleotides long. It is a transcript of the gene fam78bb, whose product is annotated as family with sequence similarity 78 member Bb. The record is from RefSeq and is a predicted model, not a curated record. NCBI's taxonomy places the organism in Eukaryota, Metazoa, Chordata, Actinopteri, Perciformes, Serranidae.